This is a messenger RNA of Rangifer tarandus platyrhynchus (Svalbard reindeer), 2052 nucleotides long. The record is from the annotation of a GenBank genome assembly. Lineage: Eukaryota; Metazoa; Chordata; Mammalia; Artiodactyla; Cervidae.
AUGAACACGAGCCUUCCAUAUCAGCAGAAUCCUUACAGUCCCCGGGGCAGCGCCAAUGUCAUCCAGUGCUACCGAUGCGGAGACACCUGCAAAGGGGAGGUGGUUCGCGUCCACAAUAACCACUUCCACAUCAGAUGCUUCACCUGUCAAGUGUGUGGCUGUGGCCUAGCCCAGUCAGGCUUCUUCUUCAAGAACCAGGAGUACAUCUGCACCCAGGACUACCAGCAACUCUACGGCACCCGCUGCGACAGCUGCCGGGACUUCAUCACAGGCGAGGUCAUCUCCGCGCUGGGCCGCACCUACCAUCCCAAGUGCUUCGUGUGCAGCUUGUGCAAGAAGCCUUUCCCCAUUGGAGACAAGGUGACCUUCAGUGGGAAGGAAUGCUUGUGUCAGACGUGCUCCCAGUCCAUGACCAGCAGUAAGCCCAUCAAGAUCCGCGGACCAAGCCACUGCGCCGGGUGCAAGGAGGAGAUCAAGCAUGGCCAGUCGCUCCUGGCGCUGGACAAGCAGUGGCACGUCAGCUGCUUCAAAUGCCAGACCUGCAGCGUCAUCCUCACCGGGGAGUACAUCAGCAAGGAUGGCGUUCCGUACUGCGAGUCUGACUACCACUCCCAGUUUGGCAUUAAAUGCGAGACUUGUGACCGGUACAUCAGCGGCAGAGUCUUGGAGGCGGGAGGGAAGCACUACCACCCCACCUGCGCCAGAUGUGUGCGCUGCCACCAGAUGUUCACCGAGGGGGAGGAGAUGUACCUCACAGGUUCUGAGGUCUGGCACCCCAUCUGCAAGCAGGCAGCCCGGGCAGAGAAGAAGUUAAAGCAUCGGCGGACGUCUGAAACAUCCAUCUCACCCCCUGGAUCUAGCAUCGGGUCACCCAACCGAGUCAUCUGCGCUAAAGUGGAUAAUGAGAUCCUUAAUUACAAAGACCUGGCAGCUCUCCCCAAGGUUAAGUCAAUCUACGAGGUACAACGCCCUGACCUCAUUUCCUACGAGCCUCAUUCCCGAUACACAUCCGACGAGAUGCUGGAGAGGUGUGGCUAUGGAGAGUCGCUGGGGACCUUAUCUCCCUACUCCCAGGACAUCUAUGAGAACCUGGACCUCCGGCAGAGACGGGCCUCCAGCCCAGGAUACAUCGACUCCCCCACCUACAGCCGACAGGGCAUGUCCCCCACCUUCUCCCGCUCACCUCAUCACUACUACCGCUCCGGGCCCGAGAGUGGCCGGAGCUCUCCAUACCAUAGCCAGUUAGAUGUGAGGUCCUCCACUCCGACCUCUUACCAGGCUCCCAAGCACUUUCACAUCCCAGCCGGAGAAAGUAACAUCUACCGGAAACCCCCGAUCUACAAGCGGCAUGGUGAUCUGUCGACAGCAACCAAGAGCAAAACAAGUGAAGACAUCAGCCAGGCCUCUAAGUACAGUCCAGCCUACUCGCCAGACCCCUACUAUGCGACGGAGUCUGAGUACUGGACCUACCACGGGUCCCCCAAAGUGCCCCGAGCCAGAAGAUUCUCAUCUGGAGGAGAGGAGGACGACUUUGACCGCAGUAUGCACAAGCUCCAGAGUGGAAUCGGCAGACUAAUUCUGAAGGAAGAGAUGAAGGCCAGGUCCAGUUCCUAUGCAGACCCCUGGACCCCGCCCCGGAGCUCCACCAGCAGCCGGGAGGCCCUGCACACAGCUGGCUACGAUGUGUCCCUAAAUGGCUCCCCUCGGUCCCACUACCUGGCCGACAGCGACCCCCUCAUCUCUAAAUCUGCCUCCCUGCCUGCCUACAGAAGAAACGGGCUGCACAGGACACCCAGCGCAGACCUAUUCCACUACGACAGCAUGAACGCCGUCAACUGGGGCAUGCGAGAGUACAAGAUCUACCCUUAUGAGCUGCUCCUGGUGACCACAAGAGGGAGAAACCGACUGCCGAAGGAUGUGGACCGGACGCGUUUAGAGCGCCAUCUGUCCCAGGAAGAGUUCUACCAGGUCUUUGGCAUGACCAUCUCCGAGUUUGACCGGCUGGCCCUCUGGAAGAGGAAUGAACUCAAGAAGCAAGCCCGGCUGUUCUAG